AUUAGUAGUUUUAUUAUUGAUCUAAAUCUUUCAUAUUUCUAUGACAUUUAACAUUUUGUUCAUUUUUAUAGAAAGGAGAAACGCCACUGCAUCUUGCUGCCCGAGGCUGCAAGGCAGAAGUCGUUCAGCAGUUGAUAACCUACGUGAAGGACCAUAAAAGUGAAGAAAAGGCAGCAGCUUAUAUUAACGAAAUUAACGAAAAUGACGAAAGCGCCCUACAUUAUGUCUGUACAGUUACUAAAGAAGAGGUUGAAGUGCCAAAUUCAGAUAGAGAAGUUGCGAAAAUAUUACUUGAAAACGGAGCUGAUGUUAAACUUCUUACCAAACAACAUGAAUCAGCAUUUCAUUACGUUGCUUUAGCUGGUAAUAACGAUGUUGUUAUGGAAAUGAUUUCGCAUAUGUCCCCUACUGACUCGCAGAAAGCUCUUAACAGGCAAAACGACCAUGGGUGGACACCUUUGUUAAUAGCAUCUCGAAAGGGUCACAUAGACUUAGUAAAUAAUCUACUUGCCAAUCAUGCAAGGGUGGAUGUAUUUGAUUUGGAGGGCCGAUCUGCGCUGCACUUGGCUGCUGAACAAGGUUACCUUCAAGUUUGUGAUUCCUUGCUGACUCAUAAAGCCUUUAUCAACUCUAAAUCAAGAAACGGCCGAACAGCGCUUCAUUUAGCAGCGAUGAAUGGCUACAUUCACCUGGUUAAGUUUUUAAUUAAAGAUCACAAUGCCGUUAUCGACAUUUUAACCUUAAAGAAACAAACUCCCCUUCAUUUAGCUGCAGCGGCAGGUCAAAUUGAAGUUUGUAAAUUAUUGUUAGAACUAGGAGCAGAUAUUGAUGCUACAGAUGAACAAGGUCAAAAGCCUAUUCAUGCAGCCUGCCAAAAUAACUAUUCUGAAGUUGCCAAAUUAUUUCUACAACAACAUCCCAGUCUUGUUAUGGCCACCACAAAAGAUGGAAAUACCUGUGCGCAUAUAGCAGCUGCGCAAGGUAGUGUCACGGUCAUAGAAGAACUUAUGAAAUUUGACAGACAAGGCGUUAUAUCUGCGAGAAAUAAACUUACAGAUUCUACUCCGUUACAAAUGGCUGCAGAGGGAGGACACGCGGAAGUAGUCAAGGCAUUGGUUAGAGCAGGGGCUAAUAUAACAGACGAAAAUAAAGGAGGCUUUACAGCUGUGCAUUUGGCAGCUCAAUAUGGUCAUCUUCAAGUACUUGAAGUAUUAAGAUCUUCGAAUACCUUACGAAUUACAAGCAAAAAACUUGGAGUAACGCCUCUUCAUGUGGCUGCCUAUUUCGGUCAAGCUGACACCGUUCGAGAACUACUGACACAUGUACCGGGCACUGUUAAGUCAGACUCACCAAAUGGUGCUUCGUUGGUACCAGCACUGGGUAAUGAAUCUGGUAUGACGCCUCUUCAUUUGGCUGCCUUUUCGGGAAACGAAAAUGUAGUUAGAUUGCUGCUGAAUUCCGCCGGAGUGCAAGUGGAUGCUGCUACACAUGAAAAUGGUUACAAUCCUAUGCACCUAGCUUGCUACGGAGGACAUGGUACAGUGGUUGGACUUCUACUUAGUCGUUCUGCAGAACUUUUACAAAGUCACGACAAGCAUGGAAAAACGGGUCUGCAUAUAGCAGCGCAACAUGGACAUCUACAAAUGGUUGAAGUUUUGUUAGGUCAAGGUGCUGAAAUUAACUCUCAGGAUAAAAAUGGAUGGACGCCCUUGCACUACGCAGCUAGAGCUGGCCAUGUUGAUGUCGUGAAAUUGCUGGUAGAAUCAGGUGCUUCGCCGAAAGCAGAAACAAGUCUAGGAGCAGUUCCAAUUUGGUUUGCUGCUUCCGAAGGCCACCAUGCAGUCUUAGAGUAUCUUAUGACUAAGGAGCAUGACACAUAUGCAUUGAUGGAAGACAGAAGAUUUGUUUACAACCUGAUGGUUUGCUCCAAAAACCACAACAACAAACCCAUAGAAGAAUUUAUUUUAGUGUCACCAGCACCCGUGGAUACAGCAGCCAAACUGUCCAAUAUCCUUAUUGUCCUAUCUAAUAAGGAAAAGGAGAGGGCAAAGGAUCUCAUAGCUGCGGGAAAAUACUGCGAAGCAAUGGCUACCGAGCUUUUGGCUCUGGCAGCUGGAGCGGACUCUGCGGGUAAAAUUUUGACAGCGACUGAUAGAAGAAACGUAGAAUUUUUAGACGUACUAAUAGAAAACGAACAGAAAGAAGUUAUAGCGCAUACUGUCGUUCAACGAUACCUACAGGAAUUAUGGAGGGGAGCCCUCAACUGGGCGGCCUGGCGAACUCUCUUGCUGUUCGUGUUUUUUAUAAUAUGUCCUCCAGUAUGGAUAGCCUUUACUCUUCCACUAGGUCAUAAAUACUAUAAAGUUCCAAUAAUUAAGUUCAUGUCGUAUCUAACAUCCCACGUGUACCUCAUGGCAUUUUUACUAAUAGUGGGAAUAACACCACCAUACCCAGUGUUAAGAAAAAGUUUACUACCGUAUUCUUAUGAAUGGAUAUUGCUGGUUUGGUUAAGUGGACUUUUACUAUUCGAACUAACCAAUCCGAGUGAUAAGUCAGGUCUGGGCUGGAUCAAAAUAUCAGUACUACUGUUCAGCAUAUUCGGAGUGGGGGUACAUUUGCUAGCGUUUGUGUUAGACGACAAAGCCCACUGGCCCACUAUGUUGUACUGUAGAAACCAACUGUUUGCAUUAAGUUUCGUACUAGCGUGUGUUCAAAUUUUAGAUUUUUUAUCAUUUCAUCAUUUGUUUGGGCCCUGGGCUAUCAUUAUUGGUAACUUAAUGAAAGAUUUAGCUAGAUUUUUGGCUGUUUUAGCUAUUUUUGUAUUCGGAUUUUCAAUGCAGUUCGUUGCGUUGAAUCAACCCUUCGCGAAUUUAACCCCAAGCGAAUUAAUCCGACUAAACCGACAAGGAGUUAUAAAAACAGGAUAUUUUACAGAUGUCCAAAAGAAUCCGAUCAGCGCUUUUGAGCUGCUGUUUUUUGCGGUUUUCGGCCAAACCUCGACCGAGCAACUGAAAAGCUAUGGCCCGAACGCCGCAAACCGCUCUAAUAACCAACCCCCGUGGACGGAAGUUCUUUUUAAACUAGUUUUUGGAGUAUACAUGUUGGUGUCUGUCGUUGUACUGAUUAAUCUGCUCAUUGCCAUGAUGACUGAUACCUACCAACGCAUUCAGGCACAAUCUGACAUCGAGUGGAAAUUUGGAUUGAGCAAGUUGAUUCGUUCGAUGCACCGAACCACGACAGCUCCUUCACCAAUCAACUUAAUCACCACUUGGUUAUUUUAUUUAGUUGAUGUGUGCAAGAAGCGAGAUUUUAUUCCAGUGAAACAACGAAAACGCCAAAGUCUAGUCCAUCUAAUGGGCACCUUCCAACGCUCCUCCCAGCUGAGCCCCAGAUCCAAAGCAGGCGCCAAAUGGCUGUCCAAAGUCAAAAAGGGCAGGCAGAUCGCGCCGAAAGAAUCUGUAGCUCUAUCCGUGGCCCAUCUCAGUCCGCUGGGCUCACAAUUAAGCUUCUCCAUGCAAACGACUAGGAUAGAACACGUGACAGAUUGGGAAGCUAUAGCGAAGAAGUACAGGGCGUUGAUGGGAGAGGUGGAUGAAACUAAGGACAAGUCGAAAGAUGAUGAAGAAGAAGAAACUGAAGAGGAAACUCCUACGGGAAAUGCUAUACCAGUACAAAACUCUUUCGGUUAGGUAGUUAAAAUACUAGUAAAAUUGUCAUUUUAGAUAAAUUAGGGUAAAAGUAUGUUUUGACAACAUUGAGACUAUCGACUUUGGCAAAAUUCGUUCUCUAUAUUUCAACGUUUCAUAUUCGUUUGGUCUAUUUUCUCCGCAUUUUGACUAUUUUUUAUCGUCGCCAACUCUUGUGUUUUAUCUGUUGUUUAGGCAGUUUAACAUCAACAACAUUAGUUACCCUUAGCUCGGCCCGGCCAAAAAAUGUCAAUUGUUCCGCUGGAAGUCGAGAAAAUGUUUUUCUGUGUAUAUCGAUUGUGAACUUUGAAAUUCAAAUUUCUUCAACCUAGUUUUUUUGGUAUUUUUAGAUAUGAUUUUAAAAUUUGAAAAGUUUUAUAGAGAAAGAGCUCUACUAGCUCUUAUCUUUUUCCUCUUUUUUUAUAUUUAUUGCCAUUUUGCUACAAGGGUAAUAAAUUAAAACAUUUUUAACCAGUCGUAUCUUAUAGAAAAUUCAAUUGUCGCUAUUUUAUUUUAUUACGACUUUGCUCCAAAAUGAAUCGUUUUAAAGUUAUAAUAAAGAAAUGUAAAAAAACGAUAUUUUAAAUUGUUUAUAAACGUUUUGUUUUUUAUAUUAUUAUUCCCGGUCGAUUUGAAAGGGAGGGAGAGUCAAUUAUUAUUAUUAAAGUUUGCCAGAUUUACCCAGUGUCUAACGGACACAUAAAGCAUUUUGAAAAUAUUUUUUUUGAGACACAUAUAGAAAGAAGAAAUAAAAAUGCAACAUUUUAAAAGUAAAUAUGUUUGUUGUUCAUAGAAAAAUUUUUAUUCUCAAAAUUCUGUGGUUAAAGAUAUCAUAUUAACAAAUUUAAAAAAAAGUUCAUUUUUUGUUAUGCUACAGAAACAGUUGCCAUGUACUAGAAACAUUAAAAAACUUUAAUCGUAUGGCUUACAUAAUGAAAUACAUUUUGUUAAAUGUUUUGUAAGUUAUGUAAAUAUUUUUGAAUUUACACGCGUGCCCUUGCAUAUAGUUGACUGUACCCAAUCUUCAUUUGUAGUUUCUACGCAGAUGAGACAAUCGGUAGUUUCUUCUUCUUUAGUGUCCAUUUCCAAACUUGCUCUAAUUGGUAUCGUUGACGUGAAAAGUCUAUCACAGGAUUUAGAAGUCCUGGCAGUAGCUAAAAUACGAGCUAUCACAGUAGAGCUACUUGAUGCCGAAGAUAUGCUGGGAGGAAAAACUGUAGAACACGAUUUUAGUAGUUUUUCAGAAGAGAUAGAUAAAGCUGCAUCAAACCUGUCUGUUGUAGCCAAUUGUGGUCCAGAUGGCGUUGUUCUGCAGGGGACUGUGUCACUAUGGAAUUCUUUGUAUUCAGAAAAGUGAGCUUCAGCAAGUUAGUCUAGAUCUGUAAAAAUGGUCUUCUCUAGUCGGUACAAACUAGUAAAAGCUAACCCAGACUUUGUAAGUUCCAUCCUACAAAUAACUUGGAAAGCUGUAUUAACCAACCCAGCAAUGUCUCUUUGGGUUGUUUUAAGCGGGCCAUAUUUCUUCAUUCACUUUGCACAAGACUUAUUGUACGCAGCCUUGAAGGGUCUCAUUAUUGCUUGGUCAAGAGGCUGAAUCUUGUGGGUGGUGUGAGGAGGUAGACUUUGGUGUGAAUAUUGUGGUUUUUCUCAUAUAUAAUUACUUCUAGUUCCUUGUGAGAACUAUGGCCAUCAAUUAUCAAAAAAUCCGGAGUUUUCUUAGUGAGAUUCACUAGAGUAACAAGGCAAUUGUAGCCAAAGCAAAAAGGAAUUGGCAGUUAUCCACCCACUUUGUUUGCAAGCAAACAUACUUAUAUACCUUUGGAGCAUUAUUAUUCAACUGUUCUGCCAUUUUAACUCUACUAAAUACAAAUAAUGGAAAUAAAAAUACAUCACAUGUCGCGUUGAUAGAUAGUAGCACAGUUACAUUUCUGCUCCUAUCUUCCGAUGUGAUUUUACUAACCUGCUUGUUUCCUUUCUAUGACAGAACCAUUGAGGCAUUAUAGUGCACACAGAAACUCCUGCCUUAUCGAAGUUUAUUACCUUUGAGGGAGUUAAAUGUUGAUAGCAUUGCUUCAUAUUUGUUGAAGAAAAGGUCCACUUGUGGUUUGUUGAAACCGACAGGUCUUUAAAUACUUGUUGACUGUGGUAUUCACAACGAAAGCUUAAAAUGGCGGCUCAAACAUUCAUAAUAAAACUUUUCUUCUGCAAUAUUUCUUUCUUUAUUAAAUUGGUGCGGAAGUUUUAAAUGCUCAACUAACUCAAUAGCAAAUCCUACAAGCUCUUUAAAUACUAAACCUAUUAAAUACUGAAAUAAUUUGGUUUCUACCUCUUUAGAAAAUGUCUCCUUAAAAUGACCCGUAAGUGGCUUCGUACCCACGUCCCUACCUCCUCUUAGCUGUUUGAUUGUGUUUACCAGCAUGCUCUUGGGGACAGAAAAAUAAAAAGAAGAGACGAACGCGACAAAAAUAUAUACCUCAUUCACUGUUAGUAUCAGACUGACACGAAAUGACAGCCGCCUGCACUGUGGACCUAAGUGGUAUAGAGCUUUUACUGCUAGAGUGCAUAUCUCUACUAUUUAGCAGACUUUAUCGGAAACACACUCUGUCCGGUACUAGGCACUAUUCGGUACUGGGUAAUUCACCCCUAUCACAUAACUUUUUCUUCCAAAUUCAGACUGCCAUCUCUCACAUCCACCUCUAAACAGAUCCGUUCUGGUCUAAUAAAUCUGACGCAGGAAGGUCUGGUCGUGGCCAACUCAGAUAAAUCAAUACCGAGAACAAUUACCUUUUAAAUUCAGGAAAUGCAAAAAUAGAUUUAAGAGUUACCACAAAGUAGAGUACACAAUAUAUUAUAGGUAGUCCAUACCUACACAUAUUCCUUAUUGGUAAAAUCUAUUUUUUUUAGUAAUUGUUUUCUGUUUUUUUUAUUGUCUUUGAAGGUAUGUCUCAAUGUUAAGGAUAAACAAAUUAAAUUGACUUUUCUAUAAAAAAAACAAACUGUAUGUAUUUAAUGUAAUAAAAACUAUUUUAUAUACUUGUUAGAGUAAAAUUUAUACAUCUUUAUCAUUUGGUAACAUAUAAAUCUAAAAAAUAAAUACUCCAAAUCCCA
Molecule: messenger RNA, 6794 nt
Organism: Diabrotica balteata
Lineage: Eukaryota; Metazoa; Arthropoda; Insecta; Coleoptera; Chrysomelidae
Source: the annotation of a GenBank genome assembly